This is a messenger RNA of Arachis stenosperma, 1062 nucleotides long. RefSeq lists its product as uncharacterized. The record is from RefSeq and is a predicted model, not a curated record. Gene Ontology annotation, biological process: DNA transposition. Gene Ontology annotation, molecular function: transposase activity; DNA binding. Bases 1 to 1062 code for a protein of 353 amino acids. The transcript is spliced from 3 exons. NCBI's taxonomy places the organism in Eukaryota, Viridiplantae, Streptophyta, Magnoliopsida, Fabales, Fabaceae.
AUGGGACAAUACAAAUGGAAAGUUGACACAGUGUAUGCAUCUCGAGAGGAGUUCAAGGACACUGUAAUUGCUUAUGCUGUGCAUAUCGCAAGGGCAAUCAGGUUUAGGAAGUGUGAUUUGCAGAGGGUUAGGGCUGUUUGUUCGGGUGAUUGUCCUUUUUGGGUUUAUGCUGCAAAAAUCAGAGGUGAGGAAACUUGGCAGCUAUGCAGCAUGAACUUGACACACACAUGCACACAAUCACACAGGGUGGGGAUUUUACACUCGAAGUGGUUCGGCAAGGCGUUUAAGAAGAAGGUUGAAGCUAAUCCGAAGGGAACCUUCCGAGAGCAGUAUAAAAGGAUUUAUGACUAUGGACAGGAGCUGAUGAGGGCAAAUCCAGGGUCCUCAGUUCGCAUACAAGUGCAGAGGUCCCCAGAUCUUGAUAAUGAAGCACCAGCAUCAUCCAGGACCAGUUACUGCAUCUUUCAGAGGAUCUAUGUGUGCUUGGAAGCAUGCAAGCAGAGCUUCCAGCAUUGCAGGGAUUUCAUUGGCCUAGAUGGGUGCUUUUUGAAGACACCCCAGGGAGGACAAAUGCUCACUGCAAUUGGUUGGGAUCCCAACGAUCAAAUGCUGCCGAUUGCAUAUGCGGUUGUAGAGGUCGAGACGAAGGACUCAUGGACUUGGUUUCUAAGUCAUCUUGCAUCUGAUGUUGGGCUUGAGAAGAUGGGAAGAGCUACCUUCAUGUCUGACCAACAGAAAGGUUUAUUGCCAGCAUAUGAAGAGGUUAUACCAGGAGUGGAUAAUCGGUUCUGUGUGAGACACUUGUACAACAACUUCAGGAAAAGGUUUCCAGGGUUACAAUUGAAGAAACUGAUGUGGAAGUGUGCUAAGGCGACUCACUGGAGGGAUUGGGAGAGGCACAUGGCCGAGUUGAAAGCUGUGAAUCAGGAAGCCUAUAUGUACCUAAUUACUAUCCCUCCUAGGUAUUGGUCUAGAUCUAAGUUCAGCUACAACUCUAAAGUAGAUACACUGGUUAAUAACAUGUCUGAGAGCUUUAAUUCUGCCAUAGUUGAUGCUAGAUAG